AUGACCAUCAUCACUCACGACAUCGUCCCCGAUGGCGAUCUCUCCAUCAUCCUUAAGGAGCCAAACACACAGAAAGUUCUGCCAGAUGUUUCUCUUCGUAUUUACAAUUGGCCAGACUACUUGCCAGACCAUGAUCGCCUCGAUGCCCCGUCUAUGACUUCUCCGCUUCCCUAUUUCAGAAUCAACGAUGAAGAACCUGUCGAAAUCCGCCUUCGCGUUUCUUCUGCCCAUAUGACCCUUGCUUCACCCGUCAUCAAGAAGAUGCUCCAAGGCCCAUGGACCAAGAAUGCUGAAUCUGUUUCUCCCGACUCAGCCAACUUUUCCUCCUCCUCGAGCACUUCAGUUCGUGAGAUUUCCACGAUCGGGUGGAACGCAGAUGCUCUGGUCGCUGUUCUCAACGUCAUCCAUGGCCACCACAGCGAUGUGCCACAGGAGAUCAAUCUCAGCUUCUUUGCAGACUUUGCAGUCAUCGUCGACUACUACCAAUGCGAUAGAGCCGUUCUAUGUUUUCCACUUUUGUGGCACAACUCGCUCUACAAGGUCCCCCAGGGAUUCGGGAGGAAGCCCAUCCUGUGGCUGUACAUUAGCUGGGUCUUCUCCUGGCAUGAAAGUUUCGCCGAUAUGGCAAUGUUAAUCUGGAAGCAUGGCGAGGGUCUAGAUUUUGUCAAAACCUACGAUCUUCCUAUCGCCGAGGUCUUCGAGAAUCUGGACAGCAAAAGACAGGAGGCUAUCAAGACAGUCUUAGAGGAGCUUGACAACAUGAUUAGAGAACUUCAAGAUGACCAUGUCGACGACACAGUCUGGGAUGAUUGGGGCGGUCCUGCGAUUGACCACGUACGCCGUUGCAUGACGCUGGGUUCAGCGUUACGAGAGAAACGUCGACUGGACAAACUAGACCCCCAUCUCAAAGCUCCAUAUACUGGGUACUCUUUCUCUAAGAUCAUCAGCAUGGUCCAUGAGUUUCGUUCACUGGAGUACCAUGAUGAGGUCGUAUCCGAGGAUGGAGAUGCAUGGGGUUCAAUGCCAGUACGGGAACAAAGUCCCAAUAAACGACUGAAGAAAAGAAUUGACAACAUCCUGAGUGAUAUUGAAUGGCUCAACUUGGCAAACUUCAGAGACUGA
This is a messenger RNA of Fusarium musae, 1122 nucleotides long. RefSeq lists its product as uncharacterized. Bases 1 to 1122 code for a protein of 373 amino acids. The transcript is spliced from 3 exons. Lineage: Eukaryota; Fungi; Ascomycota; Sordariomycetes; Hypocreales; Nectriaceae. The record is from RefSeq and is a predicted model, not a curated record.